UAGGGACAAAGUACAGGAAAAGGAGCAUGGUCUGAGAUAGAAUGCCCGUCGGUGAACAGUUGUUGCGAAAGAAUCGAGCACUAGCCAUCUCUCCGUCAAUGCCAAGACUAUCUAGUCGACGUUGAGCUGGAGAAGAAGUGUCGUGGUCUCGUCCUUGCAAGCUCAGCCGCUCGCUCGUGUAGCAACGCCGGAAUGUCGACGUGUUCCAAGAUCGGAUGCACCGGUAGUUGUUGAUUUUUCUCGACACUAGACAGUAGGUUGUUUGUGGACGGACUCAUUCCUUGCUGAAGAUAGUCAAAGAAAUGGCCGUUUGUCACCACGAAUACUCUCUGCAGCAGCACCCUGAGCAGUGUAAUGGAGGUAGGCCAACAAACGGUGCGAUACGUGCGGGGGACUAUUCUGCCCUAUCGCAAACGGACGGCGCAUGCAGCGUGUCGUCGCACGGAGAGAUGUACGACAGUGGGUCGGAUGAACCUCGCUCAUCGUCUGUUUCCAACACGCACAGUCGUCACCCUCUGUGUCAGGUCGGUGACCCAGUCAGCCCAGCGUCGUUCGGCAUGGCCUCUCAAGGCCUACGUGCAGCCAACUACAACUCUAGUUUCUGUCUGGCCAGUGCGGCUGCGUUCAUAUUCCCACCUUGCUUAUGGCUAUCCGCUGUGUGGUCUAGAAUGGAUAUUUACACCAUGAAAUUCACGUUCGGAUUUCGACUGGCCAUGAUGGCGUGGCCGAUGAUUUUCUUCGCAGCGUUGCUGACCAGGAGUGCAUCGGAGCAGGUGGACGGCAGCGCCUCGGCCGGCAAGGCGUCUCAACAGCAAUCUCCUGCGGCGCCGGAGUCUGUCAUCCAUUUGGCUGAGGUCCUGUUUCCGGCCUACUAUUACGUGCUGGUGUCCAUCGUGUUCAUCAUGUUUUACGGGCUGCGCAAUGCCGACAGCCCGCUGGCCAGGCGCCGACGGCCGUUGAGUAUCUGGCGUGUGCACGGCUCGACACCGGUGAGUUCUGACGACCCGAACCUGGUGGAGGCGACGUGCGUAACUUGGAGGCCGGACGACUGGGACACGUUUCGAAAGCACGUUCUCCCGCCGCCGGAUCAGUGUCCGAUCGUGCUGAAGCGCAUUGUCUGCGUAGUGCCCAAUUCCAAGGAGUUAACGUACCAGGCGGGAAGCUCCAAGCAGCACGAGAUCAGCGAAUACCGGGAGAGAGUACGGUCACAUUUUGUCAACAUGUGGAUGCGGAAGGCCCUGUUGAUCGGCCUACUACAAAGUCUGGUCUUUCCUCUCCAUCGCUGGUGGACUGGAGUGCCCUGCUUUGGCUACUACUGGUCAGAGACAUGUGCAAUAUGGCUGACCAUCAUCAGCUCCUACAUCCUUGUGUCGUACUUCUGGUUCAUAGCGCUGGAGUCGUACAGUGUGCUCUGCAUGCAGUAUGACUGCGUGCGUAACUUCACCUACUUGAGCGGGGAAACGUGCGAGCAGAGCAUCUUUGACUUCUCCGUGCCGGCGGACGUCAGCCGCUGGCUUCGCCUGCGUGCUCUGCUAUACGAGUACAACCAUGCUCGCCUGAAGCGGAUUACUGGAAAGCUGAGUAUCAUUGUUGUUGCCACAGCUGGCAUGGCCGGUGUACCACUGUACGAAGUCUUUUUCAGUCAGCGCACCGUUGUGGAUGUGGCGUUGGUGCAUCUCAUCGUGGACCUGGGUCUGUUUGGCCUGUACAUUGUCACCAUAUUUGUUCUUUCACUGGAGCAGCAGAGUUACUUCGUACAACAUGCGGCGCUGCUGAGCAUGCGUAAGCUUGAGCUGUCACUCUCCUCUGUUAGUGAACAGCGGGCCUGUGCCCUAGAGCAGUCGAGACAACUGAUCGAUGAGGUCGUCGUGCUCCUGCAGAAGUUCCAGCGCUUUCCUCGCUUGGUUGGCAUUCCGAUUUCUCGCCGCUACCUCGUGCUGGUGAUUUGCGUACUUGGCUACUCUAUGUUCAGUCUUUUCCGCUUGCUCACGGAGAGUAACCCAACUAAAUAACAAGAACUCUUCAGUACAUAAUGACUACACAUCUACCAGUAUGUUGACCGAGUGGCAUAGCUGUCUGAGUUGUCCUUGUCUGUUAGCUUGAGAUUGUCUUGAAUUCCGCAUCAUCAUGCUUAAAAAAUUAUAGCAAAAUAUUCCCACCCGCUUUUCAAGUCUUUUCCGUAUCAGAUUUUUAUUAUUCAGGUUGAAUUGAUAUUUGUUGAGCUCUUGUGAUAUAAUUUUGUUAUAU
Molecule: messenger RNA, 2247 nt
Organism: Sycon ciliatum
Lineage: Eukaryota; Metazoa; Porifera; Calcarea; Leucosolenida; Sycettidae
Exons: 6
Coding region: 303-2012 (569 amino acids)
Source: RefSeq, a predicted model, not a curated record